UGUUUACACCAUGAAAUCAAGACCUCUUACCACAGCACUUAAAGAAUUGUUGCAAAGCACUGUAGUGUACUCAAGGAGAAGACUGCAUAGAGAGCAGAGCUUUUAAGGACUCUCUACACAAUUAUACUACUUAGUAAGGUGCACUAUGGCAGCAGCCAGGGUAUCGGUGCCUGGUCUGCACACAACGGCUGUGGACACAAAAGACUACAGUGCUUACACAAACAUGUCUGAGGAGGAACUCCUGCAAGUGGCUAUAGAGUUAAGCCUAGCUGAGGCCAAGCCAACAAUGUGGCAGAAUCGGUACAUCCGCUCACACACACAGCCCCCACCUGCUCAAUAUCCCAGUGUCCAGCGCCGACAGAAUCUCCCUCCCCCUGCUGACCCUCCUGCUAACUCACCGGUCAACCUUUCUGCAAACCCUCCCAGUGAAAAGGAAUGCACAAAAAUCGACAGAGAUGUUCAUAACCAUUACUUCAGCAAGGACAAGAAUGAAGUGAUUGCUUGGACAAGACAAAAUGGAUACCUGCAGGUUACUGUAGAGCCCAUGAAGAAUUUAGACCCUUUUCUUUCAUCUAUCUGGAAAGGGGAUGCCAAAGCUUUAAGAAAGAUAGUACAGGAGAAAUCUAUAAAUCUGACUGAAGAUAAUAAAGAUGGGUGGAUACCCCUGCAUGAGUGUGCUUACUAUGGCCAUGUUGAGUGCUUGAAGGUAUUGUUAGAAGCCAAACCAGAGACCAUCAACAAUCGCACUCUCAGGAAUCAGACUCCCCUUCUUCUGGCUGUGGGCCGCAAACAUUUAGCUUGCGUCCAGUACCUGUUGGAGAAGGGUGCAGAUCCUAACCUUGCAAACAGCCAAUGGGAAACUCCAUUAUACAAAGCUUGUGAAAAAGGGUUUGAAGAGGCUGUCGGGCUUCUGUUAAGGUACGGCGCAACAGCAACCAAGUCCUGUGUGCAAGGUGGAACCCCACUACAUGAAGCUGUGAUCAACAAAAACCUGCAAGUCUGCAAAAUGCUACUGCAGUCAGGGGCAAAGCUGAUGUCUAGAAACAUUUAUGGCAUUGACUCUCUGUUUACAGCAGCCCAGUGUGGUGCAACUGAAGUGCUUAGCUUCCUACUUAUGAAAGGAGCGGAUGUCAACACCCAGGCUAAUGAUGGUGCCUCAGCCUUGUUUGAAGCAUGUAAAAAUGGUCAUGAGGAAGUUGUAGGGAUUCUCCUGUCAAAGAGGGCUGAUGUUAACAAAUCCAACAAAGCUGGACUGCUUCCUAUUCAUGUUGCUGCUAAAAAUGGACAUGAUGGGAUUGUUGCCAUGCUGAUACCAAGAACUAGCAGGGCAAAGAUAAGACACUGUGGGAUCAGUCCUCUCCAUCUAGCAGCAGAGCGCAACAGAGAUGACAUUCUAGAGACUCUGAUAAAUGCUGGCAUGGAUGUCAACUUCAUCCUGUCAGAUAACUGGUCAAAAAUGUAUGAGGACCGUCGCAGUACUGCCCUUUACUUUGCUGUGGUCAACAGUAACAAUGAGGCAGCUGCUAUGCUCUUGGAGGCCGGUGCCAACCCAAAUCUAGAUAUCUUCAACCCCUUGCUUGUGGCUGUGAGAAAGAGUUGUUUGGAGAUGGUCAAGUUGCUGGUCAAGCAUGGUGCUAACGUUAAUGCUGUUCUCCCAACACACCCCACCACCUUUCCAGCUGCUUUGAUUUUUUGCACAGAAUACAUGCCAAUGCUUAAGUACCUGAUGGACAAUGGUUGUGAUGCCCUGUCAUGUUUUAAGUGUAAUUAUGGCAGCAAAACUCAUCCAUCCCUCAAACCCCAGAGAAAUGGAAGAGAGGGGCAAUAUUAUAUCAGUGAUGAACAUUCAGAAGAUUGUAUACAGUUCUGUGAGUUGGUCUCUAACCCCAAGACAAGUUUAUGGGUGGGACCCAUCAUAGAUGUGUUGCUGGAUUAUGUGGGUCAUGUAAAACUCUGUUCCCGAGUCAUUGAGCACCUGGAUGGUUACAGUGACUGGGCCAUCAUCAAAGAGAAAUCAAUGCCUCCCCGGCCUUUGAUGCAUCUCUGCCGGCUAAAGAUUCGUCAGCAAAUGGGCAUAAACAGACUGAGGCGCAUCAACACUCUCCCUCUACCUGAAAGACUGAUCAAGUUCUUAAGUCAUAGGCGAGAAUAUUUUGGUGACAUUCUGUGAAGGGAAAGCCAGAAAUGAUGUCAAAAAUACAAAAUAGUCUUUGUCUUCCUUAUUGUUGCUAUUUAGCAAUAACAAAACAUGCUUUUUUCUGUUUAUAUACUGAAUGAAAGUGGUUUUGUUAAAAACAUAAUCAAUUACACUCACCACCAACCUUUUUUUCAGAAAUGUUAAUUAAUUAGAAGCGCCUUAUAGGUGUGUAGUUGUACAUAUACCAUUUUAGCUAAGCAAUUAUCUUGCACAGUUUGUAUUGUCCUGUAUUUUCCUCCAGUUUGUAUUGUUGUAAGGAAGGUGUGGUGAAUGUAAACAUGCAUGAUUCAGUUCUGUGAUAUUACUACAAAUUAGGCAAUCAACUUUUCUUCAAAUCCAAUAACCAAUGUUUUCUUUAUCCUAAAAAUACCAAGACGAUUCCUUACCACCUAAUUUUUUUCUCUCUACUUAACAUUUGAUCUUGAUGGUAGUCCUCUUAUGGAGAUAGAUGAUACUUCUCAGAUAGAGAUCACCUUGAAUGUGAAGUAAAAUUAUGCAAGGAACACUUAAAAAUGGGAAUCUGAUAACAGCACUUCAUUGUAGAGGAAACUGCUCAUAUAAAUAUGUAUAGAUUGUACAGUUAACCAUGAAAUAGUUUUAAAAUAUUGGGAAUGUAUAUUAUUAUUAUUUGUGUAAUACUGCACUGCAUUCUGAUUAUAAUUAUAUUUUAUUGAACUCCUCUCAUUUGAUUGCUAUAGAGAGUAAAGUACAAAUAAAUGAACAAUGUCUCAAUAUUUGUGGCGCAAAAAUAUUUGAGGAACCAUGAAAAGCAAAAACUAAAAUAAUUUCAAAAAGACUUCAAGAACAAUUUCAUAAAAAGGAUGUUCUUAAUUCAAGGAUAGAAGCAUGUCAUGAAACAAUAACUUUUUUAAGUGGUUUUGAUUGUUGUUAGGUAUUCCUUGUAUUUCUCAUUUUGUUCCUUUGUCUUUUAUGUGUUUGCCCUUCAGAAUUAUUACAUGAAAACAAUGCAUAUGGAAGGCUGAAGGGGUUUCUUAGAACCAGUGUUAGAAGCAUCUGCCUGACAUUAAACUGCACUUUAAUUGUUAUAAGAUCCAAUGUAUGUACAUAUUAACCAAUACAGAAUAUUCAUAAACUCUAAUGUGCCUGUCAUCUCUAUUACAAUGUUCUGGCAGCUGUGUUUUGCAACUCAAGAAGUGGCUCAGCCAAGAAAACACAGCUUCUGGAAAAAUCUUUUAGAGAUCCAUUACAUUGCCCUCUCAAUGACAUCCCUGAAAUCUGAGCUGUUUGAUCACAGGGGGUGCACAGUACAUAUUCCAAAGGAAUGGGAAUUGCAUGAAGAUUAAUGCUUUACUCUCCUGUGAAACAGCAAGUGUUUACUUGUAACUAAAUAUCCAUGUGAGAUUUGUACAUUUGAGUGUAUUCCUUAAGGCCCCAGGAAAGCAGAUCUGUUGAUUUCACAGGGGCCAUGUGUUUUUGUUUUUUUGUUUGUUUUUUGUUUUUUUACUGUGGUCUGGAUGUCCACUAAUUGUGCACUCACCAUGUGAUAUCUGUAUCAUAAUUUAACACAGUCAGCUGACCAAUACCCAUGAUGAAAUAAAGUUUUAUUCCACUAUU
Molecule: messenger RNA, 3772 nt
Organism: Electrophorus electricus (electric eel)
Lineage: Eukaryota; Metazoa; Chordata; Actinopteri; Gymnotiformes; Gymnotidae
Gene: asb2a.2
Product: ankyrin repeat and SOCS box containing 2a, tandem duplicate 2
Biological process (GO): protein ubiquitination; positive regulation of protein catabolic process; intracellular signal transduction
Molecular function (GO): protein binding
Source: RefSeq, a predicted model, not a curated record